AUGCGUAUAGAAUGUAAAUUACCUAAUGUUUGUGUUUUAGAUAUUAUAGGUGAAGAAAUCUUACGUGUUGUUGGAAUAUAUGCACCUGAGAGUAAACCCUGGACAUGGGAGGAUCUGUCCCCUUUUUUAUCAAAUAAAUGCGUUGUGUUUGGAGAUUUUAAUGUUGAUAUAGAUCAAGAUGGUAAAAAAGCAGAGAUCUUCCUUGCGUGGGCAGAUACUAAUUUUCUUGCUCCAUUUACACCUGAAUUGUCUACUUCUUUGCGUUCGAAUAAAAUAAUUGAUUAUGCUUUAGCGGCUGGUUUAAGUAUCGAUAUUCAAAAUUAUAGUGCCAAAAGUGAACUUAAGAGUUUUUUUUCUUCUCUACUUUCUUCAACACUUAAUCUUCGUAAUACUUCUUCACCUGCAGCUGUUUUGUUUUGGUCAAAAUGUAAAAAAUAUCUUAAACCCUCAUCCUCUACCGUACAUGCUCUUAUUGCACCAUCAGGACAUAUUAUUAAAGAUACUAAAGAAAUGUGCGAAGUUGCUGCUGAUUUUUAUGAAAAUUUUAAAAAAAAUCUAAUAUAG
This is a messenger RNA of Rotaria sp. Silwood1, 564 nucleotides long. The record is from the annotation of a GenBank genome assembly. Lineage: Eukaryota; Metazoa; Rotifera; Eurotatoria; Philodinida; Philodinidae.